Bactrocera neohumeralis is the source of this 783-nucleotide messenger RNA. RefSeq lists its product as uncharacterized. The record is from RefSeq and is a predicted model, not a curated record. The transcript is spliced from 2 exons. Lineage: Eukaryota; Metazoa; Arthropoda; Insecta; Diptera; Tephritidae. Bases 58 to 738 code for a protein of 226 amino acids.
ACAUUUUUUCAUCAACACAAUGAAUUGGUGAAAUUGUUUAAAGUGGCACUCGAACGGAUGCCCUCCGAUGGCCACAAAAUCAUAAUAAAAGCCGAUAAAACACCAAUUGGGGAGCACACCAGACGAUUCAAUGCACCAACGAUUGAUGAAGUAGCCAUUGUUGUGGUUGGCGAACAUUUUCAGUCACGAGACAUUGUUUUGUAUCGUAGAAAUGAGAAUUUACAACGUAUUUCAGAACUCCAUCGCUGUUAUGAUGCAUUGCAAUACCCCAUUUUGUUUUGGAGAGGGGACGAUGGCUAUCACAUCAACAUACCAAUGAUAAAUCCAACAACUGAAUCAACAAAAAAAGUCAGUGCGAUGAAUUUUUAUUCGUACCGAUUGAUGAUUCGCCCUCAAGAAACAAAUUUUAUUUUGCGAUGCAAUCAACUUUCGCAUCAAUAUAUCGUCGAUAUGUACGCCAAAAUUGAAAGUGAGCGAUUAAAUUUCAUCCGUUACAAUCAAGCCCGAUUAAGAUCAGAGGAAUACAUACAUUUGCGUGACGCAAUAAUCAAUGAUGUAAAUGUGAAUGAUAUCGGCCGUUUAACAAUUUUACCAUCAUCAUAUGUUGGUAGCCCACCAACAUGCAAUAUUUCAAGGAGUUCUGGAAUGGCUAAAGUCUUGCAACAAACAUCCAUUAUUUUAUGGGACGAAUGUCCAAUGGAGAAUGUUUGGCGGUGCAUUAAUAUUGUUAUCUGGUGAUUUUCGUCAAACGUUGCCAAUUAUUCCGAGAUCAACACCAGCUGA